AUGAAGGCAUUUAAUACACUCUAGCAAAUAAGUUUAAAUACAGGAAUUCUCUAAAUGCUCUAUAGAGAAAAGAAUGAAAUACUCAUUAUUGCAAGAAAACAAGGAAUAAUUGAUAUCUAUGAUACUUCUAUUAAAUCAAACAUUUAUUAGAUUGGAUCAUUGAAGCUUUCAACUGAGCUUAUUAAUGGUAUUUUUCUAAGCAAAGAUGGAAAAUGGCUUUAUGUGGCAGCUGAUACGCUAGGACUACGCAUCAUAAAAUUAGAAGAAAAUUAAAAACAGAAUUUCAAUAAUUCUUAGCGUGCUAUUACUUUGCUUGAAGCAGGCUUCGGAAAUUUUGGAGUACAAGCAAAUUAAUGUCAAGCUACUUCUGAUUUUUUUGUUUACUGUUUUGAUUUUUGGUAGGGUUUCUUUUUCUCAAAUUCUUAAUCAGUUGUUAGUAGCAAUAGUAAUUAAUAUCCAAUACAAAUAAAUUUUCAAUAGUAUUGGCCAUUCUAGUAAACUAUUCCUACUAUUUAAUCUUUAUUAAUAAAUUCAAAUGAAACAUUACUACUUAUUGGCAUAAGGUCACAAGGAAUUUACAUUUUUGAUAUCAGAGUAAAAAAUUAAAUUAAACUAUUUUAGCAUAUAAAAUCAGACUCACUCGCCUACUCAAUUAUUUUUUCUUAAGAUGAAUAGUACUUGUACCUUUCGAAUGCCUCCAAGCUCUUGAUUUUUUCUCAAAUUGAAAUAAAUUUGAACAAUAAUUUCCCUAAUUUAUUUAACAUUCAUCAAGCCAAAUUCGAUGAGUUAGAUAAUAUUUUAUACAAAUGGAGAUGCUAUACAGAUUAAACAAACUCAUAUUUAAUUGGCGCCUUUGAUUAAAAUGGCGUUUAUGUUUUUCCAUAUCAUUAAAAUCCUUAUAAACUAAACGUUUCAAACUACUAAUAAUAUCCAAUAUUACAAGAUUCAAUUUAGUUUGAACCCUUUGGAAAGUACAUGAUAAUUCCUUAAUACUUUUCACCUCAACUAAUAGGCGUUUAUUAAUAUAAUCCUAUUGAUAAUAGUCCUGAAUAAAGUAAAAUAUCAUUAAUGAACAUGUAGCUAGUAAAGUCUUAUCAGGCUAAUAUCACUUAAAUUAGUGAAAUGAUAACAUUUAGCCAAGAUAGAACUUUUGCAGUUUAAGCAUAUGCUAACGGACUUAUACUUUAUAAUUCAACUGAUAUUUUUAAUAUGUAUGUUUAUUCAUAAUGGUUGAAUCUAGACUUUAUGAUAGGUGAAAAUCAAGGAGCAUGUAUAACAAAAGAUAACAACUGGGUGUUGAGUACAAUUAGACAGUUUGGAGUUUACUUAUUGAAUGUUUAAAAUAAAACAAGUCCAAUACUCACUGAUUACUACAUCAAUUUAGGAGGAGAGAGUGUUUAAAUUUCUGAAAUAAGCAAUUAUGCUUAUUUGGUAGAUGGUACUAAAGGUUUUGCAAUUAUAGAUACAAAUUUUUUUCCAAAAAUCAAUAUAAUUUCUAGAGUCGAUUUACCAGGGUAUUCAAUCACAAUGCUUCCUUUACAGGAUGAGCAGUAUAUAUUAGUAACAUAAGAAGAAGAGGGUAUGGUUACUCUUAUAGACAUCCGAAGUAAAUAAUAUCCUUAAAUAAUUAAUACAGCUAUUUAUGAAUCUUAAACAAGCUAAGCCGUAUGUCUGACUUAAACAAAAGACUAUAUCUUUCUUGGAGUUAGUUUUGGCCUUUUACUGAUGCCAUUAUUUAGCGAUGUAUUGAUACAUACUGAUGUUAAUGCAAUAAUAAUUGACUAAAUAACAGGAGCUACUCAAAUUUAGUAACUAUAAAAAACAAGCAUUAUAAGAGGCAAAAUUAACUUUGAGAUAAACGAUGAAUAUGUUUUUUCUGUUGGUUAAACUAUUUAAUUUAACUUUAAUAUUUUAUACCCGAAAGCUCAGAAUAUGCAUAUAAGUAAAAUUUUCUUUCUCAAAAAUGAUUAGAUGAUUGAUCUACCAUCUAAUUUUUCAUUCGAUCUAUUCUCUUAAUCUCUUUAAUUUUAUGUUGAUCAAUCAAUGCAAGCUAAUAAUGAAAAUUUCCCAAAUCUUAAUAUUAUCUUAUUAUGGACAGUAAUUCCUCUUGAUAAAACUUCUUUUAUAUACUCUUCUGAAGACCCUGAUGAUUUAGGUGUUACAAACUCAGCCCAAUCUGUUCUCAUUUAUCAAUAUCUCUUUGAUUAAGGAGUGGUUGAUUCUAAUAACAUUAUUAAUGAAAAUUAUGACUUUAACAAAAAUUUAAAAUUAAAUAGUGAAUUCAAAAGUAAACUUUUAGAUCCUAAUACUAUAGAUUAGCUUACAUACUAAAAAAUAAUGUCAUAAAUAACUUAAAAAAUAAACUUAACUAUAAAAAGAUCUUGCUAUGUUAACCCUAUAAAAUUUUAUGUACUUUCAUCUUUAUCAUUUAAUAACUUUAACUCAGACUAGUUUAUCAGUACAAAUUAAUAAAAUGAUAUUUCUAUAAUUAUACAAAUUAAUAACUCAGAUGGUAAACUAGUGUAAUUAAUUGAAACAAGUGUUGUGACAUACAUGACAGCUUAAUAAGACUAACUUAAAAUAUAAGGAACACUCUCAAACGUGAAUGAAAUUUUAAAAAAAAGGAUAAUAUUUGCUAAUAGCACUUAAAUAACAACAAAUUCUCCAAAUGUAACUAUAACAAUAGUAGAUAAUAUUAACUAUCCUUUAGUUUAGACUUAUACUAUACAUGACAGCAAUUUUAUAGUAUUAAAAAAAUAAUUGUAACUAAACUAACAAAGUAAUUUGUAAUACCAAAUAUAAUAAUAAUUCUACAAUAGUAUUGUUGACAUAGAAUCAGAAAUUAGCAUUUCUUUUUCGGCAACUACAUUUUUUGUAUCAGAUAGCUAAGAAAUAAGCUAUUCAUACUUUUACAUGAAUGGAAAUGGUGUCUAUGAAUAAAUUCCUCCUAAUUUGUGGUUAUAGUAGCAAAACGAUAAGCUCAAUUUCAAAGGAACAACUACUUCAAGUAUGUUUGGAUUGACUUAUAGAUUUAAAAUAGUGGCGACAGAUGGAUACACAUAAACCGAAGAUUAUUUUUAUUUGAUAAUUAAAGGAAUACCUUUUACAUAUCUCAUAAACAUACUAUUAAAAAUUUUAGGUCCUCUAUUUGCAAUUUUAGGAGUUUAUAAAGAGAGAAUUUCUUUUUACAAUAUUAUUUUUAAAAAUUUAGUUACAUUUUCUGAAGAAUAGGUUAAAAGUGGCUUAGAAUUUCAUAAAGAAAUAAUAUUUCUUGGAUAAACUCAAGAAGCAGCAAAAAAUAUUUUGAAUUAACUUUUCUCAAUAGCUUUGAACAAAUCUAACAAAAAUUAGGAUUAAAAAGUGUAAGAAUAAAAUAACUAAAACAAGGAUGAAAAUAAUAAAGAUGAAUUUGAUUAAGAAUCUAUUUAAUCUUUUGAGAGUAAUGAUUUUACUAAAACAAAAUAAAAUAAAUUUUCUAAUUUUGCUGAUAGAGUCCCUAAAAAAGAAAUUAAUAAAGUAAUUUAAAAUAUAAAUAAGCUUAAAAAACAUCAAAGAAAUUCUGUUUUAGAGUAAAAGUACUUAGACUUGGAUGGAAAUCUUAUUUUUUCUGAAGUAGUAAAUGAUGUAUUGACAUAUGACAUUUUUCCAAAAAUUAAUUGCUUCGACUCAAAGCCUGAAUUUAGAUUUUAAUUAACCAAUUAAAAUUCUAGAAUACACAGAGCUUUGAGAGCACAAGUAUCUAGAUAUUUUUUGAACUUAGACAAAAUAACAUUAGAAAUAUAUGAAUAUAUAAAAUUUUAUUGUUACUCAAACAUUUUAAAAUCAUAAAAUGAUUGGUUUAAAGCAAUAGUUACAAUUAAGUAUAAUACUAACGAAGGAAUUCAAAAUAAUGACAAUGUCUUUCCUAAUUUAAAUUUGGAUAUCUAAACUUUAUUUAUAAUUUUAUAAACUCUAAAAUUAUUUUAAGAUUAAGAUAUCCAAGAAACACCUAAAAAUUUUUCAUCACUCUAAUAAAUAAUCUAAAAUAGUAAGUUAUAUAUUAAUAUAUUUUUGUUAAGAGAAGUAAUUUUUGCUGAUACUUUAGGCUUUUAAUAAUAGAGUGUAUCAAGAUUUACUCCAUCAAUUGGAUUAUCAAUUCAUUUGAAUGACUAUGACAUUAGCCAAAUAGUAGCAUUUAAAAAAAAGAAAGUCAGGAGUUGGAUGAAACCAAUUUUAAGAACUUUAAAUAUGGAAUAUUCUAAAUAUGGUGUAUCAAAGAAUAUGAGAUUACCCUCAUGGAUUUAAAUGGAAUAAAAAAAUGGAAAAAUUAUAUUACAUGGUACCCCAUAGCAAUAUGAUUGUGAAACAAUAUUAAUUAGAAUUUAUGAAUCUAGUGGGUAUGUAGUUCAGCAAUUUAUUUUAUAAGUAGAAUAUAAUGAAAAAUAGGGAGAUUUAAACAUAAAUAAAAAGGAAAUCGAUGUCAUAUAUACAGUAGCUGAUGAAUAAGAGUAUUCAAAUUAUUUUAGUUAAAGAAAUAAAAAUGAAUCUUUAAACUAAAGUUCAAGAACAAUAUAACCAUUUUUAGGUAUCAGUAGAUUUCAUAAUUUUUAAAGAGAAAAAAAUACACCUAUAACUCCUAAAUCAUAAUAUUAAGAAAAUAUAAAUAGCUUUAUGAAUCAAAAGGAAUCUUUCACAUGUUUUUCACCAAAAAGUUUGUAAAAUGAAUAUGAAUUCAGGACUAAAUGUAAUAGUAAAAAUGAAGCUUCCAAUUAAAUUAAUUUAACAAAAUAUAAUGAAUUAUUGAGAACAGAAGAUAUCAGAUUUACAUCUAUAACUCCUAGAUCAUAAAAUUAAGAAAAUAUAAAUAUCUUUAUGAACCAAAAGGAAUCUUUCACAUGUUUUUCACCAAAAAGUUUGUUAAAUGGAUAUGAAUCCAGAAGAACUUAAUGUAAUAGUAAAAAUGAAGCUUCGAAUUAAAUUAAUUUAACAAAAUAUAAUGAAUUAUUGAGAACAGAAGAUAUCAGAUUGAAAACUUAAACUAAUUAAAGCUAUAAUUCAUUGUAAAGGUAUUAUUUAGACACUUUUAAAAGCUAAGAAUCUGAAGAUGAAGUCAUAGAAAAAAAAUAAUACAAAAACUCCAAAGAUAAUUGA
This is a messenger RNA of Tetrahymena thermophila SB210, 5130 nucleotides long. Its product is annotated as calpain family cysteine protease. Lineage: Eukaryota; Ciliophora; Oligohymenophorea; Hymenostomatida; Tetrahymenidae. Gene Ontology annotation, molecular function: calcium ion binding; protein binding. The transcript has a single exon. The record is from RefSeq and is a predicted model, not a curated record. Gene Ontology annotation, cellular component: membrane.